AUGAAAGUUAGAGUAUAUAACUAUAAUAGAUUGCAUAGUAGCAUCAAUUAACAGAGAAAGAAAUAUAUGAAUAUGAAGAAUAAACACCAUCUGAAGCACUUUUUUGGCAAUUCUAUUAAUUAAAAAGCAAUUAGUAUAGUUUGAUGAAAUAGCUAAUCCUGUUCUUCAGGAGUAAGGGCUUUUAAAUAUUUUUAGGAAGGCUAAUAAUGAUUUUUUUGAUUUAAAUUGUUUAAUUAUCUGCUUAACUUGUAAUGCCAUUUGUUAUUAGAUAAGUGUUAACUUAUGUGUAAAAGGAAGAUAAGGACUUGUUGGAUGGUUUGAUACUGAUUGGGAUUAUAUUGAUGGUAAAAGUGAUAAGUUUACUAUCAGCUAAUCAUUUAAAAUUAAGGAUGGUAAUUAAAUUUAUAUCAAUAGAGACUAGUGGGCUAUGAUGCAAUGUCAAUAUUAAGUAUGUAGAUUAUGAAUAAAUGUCUAAGACUAUCAAUGUUAAGCAAUACGUAACGUACGAUAGGAGAAAUAACCAACUUGAUGCAAGUUGAUGCAUAAAAGAUUAUAACAGCUGCCAAUAAUAUUAUGAGUAUAAUCAUAAUGCCAAUAUAAACAAGUAUAGAAUAAGUGUAAUUUUUUUUAGUUAUUACUUUGACUUUUAUAUAUUAACAAAUUGGAAUAUCGGUUUUAGUUGGAAUCGCUAUUAUUAUAUUAACAUUGGUAAUAAACAAUUAUUUGGGAAAAAACCUGUUAUAAUCUUAAAAAUAAGUCUUAUUAAGCAAAGAUGAUAGAAUUAAAUAAACAAACGAAGUAUUUUAAUAAAUAAAAUUUAUUAAAAUAAAUUCAUAUGAAUCAAUAUUUUAAUCAAAAAUUGAGUAAUUGAGAGAACUAGAAAGAAAAUGUAUAGAUAAAAGAUUAUAGUAUUAUUCAUUGAAUGUAUUUUUUGGUUGGUUAUCACCUCAAAUUAUAUUAAGUUUAAGUUUUGGGCUAUAUAUAUAUUUGGGAAAUCAAUUGACUCCAGCUAAAGUAUUUCCAAUCAUAAGUUUAUUAUUAAUGUUAGCAGCAAAUUUAUAAUUAUUCCCCAUAUCAAUUAAUGCUUUAUUAGAAAUAUCAUUAUCAUUAAAAAGGUUGAGUGUCUUUUUUGAAACUCAUGAAAUAAUGGAUGAUUGUAUUUCUAAAAAUACUGAUAAAGAUUAUUCUAUUCAAAUAUAAAAUGGUAAUUUUAGUUGGAAUAAAGACUAAUUAUAAAAUGUAAAGAUAUUAAAUAAUGUUUAAUUAAAUAUUAAAAAAGGAGCUUUUAUUUCUAUUAUAGGUGAUGUGGGAUCAGGCAAAUCCUCGUUAAUUUAGGGUUUACUUGGAGAAAUGGUGUAUGAUGAAAGUAAAGAAAAUCCUAAAAUUUUAAUAUGUGGAAAUUUGGCAUAUGUUGGUUAAAAAGCCUGGAUUUAGAACGGAACUGUAAGAGACAAUAUAACUUUUGGAAAAAAAUUUAAUCAAGAUUUAUAUGAUCAAGUUAUAUAUUAUUCAUGUUUAUCUUAAGAUUUAGAAAUUUUAAUAGAUGGAGAUUUGACAAUGAUUGGAGAAAAAGGAAUCAAUUUAUCAGGAGGAUAAAAAGCAAGAAUCAGUUUAGCAAGAGCGAUUUAUAGCGGAGCAUAAAUUAUUUUAUUAGAUGAUCCAUUAAGCGCUUUAGAUGUACAUGUUGGAAAUUUUAUUAUGAAAGAAUGUUUUCUUAAACAUUUAUCAUCAAAAACCAGAGUCUUAUCUACUAAUGCUUUAAAUUUCUGUCAAUAUACUGAUUAUAUCUAUUUAAUAUAAAAUGGGAAAAUUAUUGAUGAGGGUAACUUUGGAAAAAUAUCAUAAAGCACUAAAUUCCAAGAGAUUGAGUAAAGUAAUGUAUUAAAAACCAAUCAAAAAACAGAUGUUUAAUAAAAUUAAACAUAAACAACUUAAUCUAAAAUAUAAUCAAUUUAAUAAAAUAAAAAUAAGGCUAAAACUGAAGAUAUCAUUUUGAAAGAAGAUCGUCAAAUAGGAAAAGUUGAUUAUGAAGUUUAUCAAAAGUACUUUAUAUAUAAUGGAGGUCUUAAGAAUUAUGUAAUAUUAAUCCUAAUUAUGAUUUUAUGGAUUAUUUCAUAAUUAAUUUCUAAUUUCUGGAUUGCCAAAUGGGCAUCAGAUUCUAAUAGUCAUGAUCAUAAUAGUUAUGUUUAUUUGAGUGUGUAUUUUUUACUUGGCAUUGCUUAAUCCUUAUUUGCUUAUGCUAGAGCAGCUUCAGUUGUUAAUUCUAGUUUAAAAUCAUCAUCUAGAAUACAUAAUGAAAUAAUCUAAUCAUUGCUUAAGGCUCCUUAAUGUGAAUUCUUUGAAAGAAUUCCUAUAGGUAGAAUUAUGAACAGAUUAACUAAAGAUAUCAAUUCUCUUGAUAUCGAUAUUAAUAUUAAUAUAUCUUUGUUUUCUACUAAAUUAAGCUAAAUUAUUAGUGCAACUCUACUUGCCAUUAUAACAAGUACUAAAUUAAUCAUAGCACCUUUUAUUUUAUUCUUUUAUUUAAGUUUAAAAAUUAAGAACAUAUAUAUGUAAGCUAGUAGAGAAUUAUAAAGACUUGAAUUAAUUACCAAAAGUCCAAUACUAAGUUAUUUUGUUGAAUCCUUAUAAGGAUUAACAAUUAUUAGAGCAUAUUAAAAGUCUAAUUUAUUUCUGACAACUUUCAGUUAAAAAUUAGAUUAAAAUAGAUAAAUUAGUUAUGUUUCCACUGUUGCUAAUUGUUGGUUUACUUAAGUAUUAGGUUUCUCAAGUUUAAUUGUUAACAUGACUGCCAUCACCUAUUGUAUUGUAAUUUAAAAUAAUGCAUCAUUUAUUGGAUUAAUUUUGACAUAUGUUGCUAAUUUAGAUUAAUUAAUUUAAUAAACUAUCGAUACAUUAAGCACAUUAGAAAAUAAUAUGAUAUCAUUUGAAAGAUGUUUAGAAUUUACUAAAAUUCCUUAAGAAAUUAACACUCCAACUUUAAAAGUGGAACCAGAUUGGCCAAAAUAAGGACUUAUAUCAUUUAAUAAUUUAUCUGUCAAAUAUAGACCAGAUUUACCUUUAGCUCUUAAGAACUUUUCAUAUAAAAUUAAUAACAAUGAGAAAAUUGGGAUUGUUGGAAGAACUGGAGCAGGUAAAUCUACUUUGGCUCUCAGUUUAUUAAGGCUUUUAGAAGCAUAAGAGGGUUAAAUAUUAAUUGAUAAUAUUGAUAUCUCCUAGAUUUCCUUAUAAAUACUUAGAAAUUCAAUCACUUCUAUUUAAUAAGAUUCUGUUAUAUUUAAUGGAUCCAUCAGAUAAAAUUUAGAUCCAUUUCAAUAACAUGAUGAUGAUUCAAUUAGAUAAGUACUUAAUGAUUGUUGUCUCACUAAUUUAAUUAACCAAAGAAAUGGUUUGAAUACUAGAAUCAAUGAAAGUGGUGAUAAUUUAAGUGCUGGUGAAAAACAACUAAUGUGUAUUGCUAGAGCUAUAUUAAAGAGAGCAAAAUUAGUUUUAAUCGAUGAAGCUACAGCAAAUAUAGAUUUUGAAACUGAGUAAAAAAUAUAAAAAGUGAUCUCAGAUUAAUUCUCAAAUUGUACUGUUUUAAUUAUUGCUCAUCGUAUAAACACUAUUAUGUUAUGUGAUAAGUAAUUAUAGAAUAAUAAAUCUUUAGAAUUUUAGUAAUCGACAACGGAAUUCUAGUUGAAGAGGGGUCAACCUAAGAUUUGGUUAAUAAUCCAUCAUCCAUUUUUUAUAACAUAUAUUAAGAAGUAAUUAAAAAUGAAGUAUAAUGA
Molecule: messenger RNA, 3770 nt
Organism: Paramecium pentaurelia
Lineage: Eukaryota; Ciliophora; Oligohymenophorea; Peniculida; Parameciidae
Source: the annotation of a GenBank genome assembly